Molecule: messenger RNA, 246 nt
Organism: Paracoccidioides brasiliensis Pb18
Exons: 1
Coding region: 1-246 (81 amino acids)
Source: RefSeq, a predicted model, not a curated record
AUGCGCCACUUUAUGCAACUCUAUGUUAAAACCAACCUGGCAAAAAAGGGCCCAAUCACCAGCAGUCGAUACAAUGGAUGGAGUGCAAUUCCACAGGGGUCAGCUGACAUCCCAAACACUCUAAUCUUCCCCAAGUCGAAUUCCGCAGUGGGACUCCAUGAAGGUCCCCGCUUUCAACACUACGACAAAACACCAAACGGGAGCAUCCCAAUACCCAAACUCCCCAAAACCGGCACGGUCCUUUGA